AUGAGUACCCCCUGCAUCCCGGGCUACAGCAGAGAGCAGAGAGACCCUCAGCUGCUGCUUGUCUGCGGGCCGUCCUCAGGAACGGAAGGAGAUGGUGUGCCUGCCCCGGCAAGGCUCACUGCACGCCUGGGCGGGGCCCGAGAGCGAAAGGGAAACCAGCCAGCAAACCAUCUUCGCACCCAAGGGGACCUGGGCUGGGGUCUCUAUGAACCUGGCCUCCUGCCCCCCUCCAGCCUGAGACCCUACCCCUCCUGCCAGGCCUGGCCAGAGACCCCAGAGAGGGGGAGGAACCUUCUCCCAAAUGACCUUCCUCUCCUGUCAACAGACACCAGCCCUCUGGUGGGCCACACGCCCUCCGGUUACGGGACCCUGACGAUAGAGACGUCAAUAGAUCCCCUCAGCUCCUCAGUUUCAUCCGUGAGGCUCAGCGGCUACUGUGGCAGUCCAUGGAGGGUCAUAGGCUAUUACGUCGUGGUCUGGAUGAUGGCAGGGAUCCCUUUGCUGCUGUUCCGGUGGAAGCCGGUGUGGGGCGUGCGGCUGCGGCUGCAGCCGUGCAACCUGGCCCGCGCCGAAACACUCGUCAUCGAAAUAAGAGACAAAGAGGAUAGUUCGUGGCAGCUCUUCACUGUCCAGGUGCAGACCGAAGCCAUUGGUGAGGGCAGCCUGGAGCUGCCCUCACAGUCCCAGGCAGAGGACGGCAGGAGCCACGCGGCCCUGGGGGCAGUACCGGAGGGUGCAUGGAAGGACACCACCCAGCUCCACAGGCGGGAAGAGGCAAAGCGGGUACUGCGGUACUUCCUCUUCCAGGGCCAGCGCUAUGUCUGGAUCGAGACCCAGCAAACCUUCUACCAAGUCAGCCUCCUGGACCAUGGCCACACCUGUGACGACAUCCAUCGCUCCCGCUCUGGCCUCAGCCUCCAGGACCAAACUGUGAGGAAGACCAUUUACGGCCCCAACGUGAUCAGCAUACCGGUGAAGUCCUACCCCCAGCUGCUGGUGGACGAGGCACUGAACCCCUACUAUGGGUUCCAGGCCUUCAGCAUCGUGCUGUGGCUGGCAGACCACUACUACUGGUACGCCCUGUGCAUCUUCCUCGUCUCCGCCGUCUCCAUAUGCCUGUCACUGUACAAGACCAGAAAGCAAAGCCAGACUCUGAGGGACAUGGUCAAGCUGUCCAUGCGGGUGCGCGUGUGCCGGCCUGGGGGAGAGGAGGAGUGGGUGGACUCCAGCGAGCUGGUGCCGGGAGACUGCCUGGUGCUGCCCCAGGAGGGCGGGCUGAUGCCCUGCGACGCCACCCUGGUGGCCGGCGAGUGCGUGGUCAACGAGAGCUCUCUGACAGGGGAGAGCGUUCCAGUGCUGAAGACAGCCCUGCCAGAGGGGCCGGGACCCUACUGCCCAGAAACGCACCGGCGGCACACAAUCUUCUGCGGGACCCUCGUCUUGCAGGCCCGGGCCUACGUGGGACCCCACGUCCUGGCGGUGGUGACCAAGACAGGGUUCUGCACAGCUAAAGGGGGCCUGGUCAGCUCCAUCUUGCAUCCCCGGCCCAUCAAUUUCAAGUUCUACAAACACAGCAUGAAGUUUGUGGUUGCACUCUCUGUCCUGGCUCUCCUCGGCACCAUCUACAGCAUGUUCAUCCUCCACCGCAACCAGGUGCCUCUGAACGAGAUUGUGAUCCGGGCUCUGGACCUGGUGACAGUGGUGGUGCCACCUGCCCUGCCGGCCGCCAUGACCGUGUGCACACUCUACGCACAGAGCCGGCUGCGAAGACAGGGCAUCUUCUGCAUCCACCCGCUGCGCGUCAACCUGGGGGGCAAGCUGCGGCUGGUGUGCUUCGACAAGACAGGCACCCUCACUGAGGACGGCCUGGAUGUGAUGGGGGUGGUGCCCCUGAAGGGACAGGCGUUCCUGCCACUGGUUCCAGAGCCCCGUCACCUGCCCAUGGGGCCCCUGCUCCGAGCACUGGCCACCUGCCACACCCUCAGCCGGCUCCAAGACACGCCAGUGGGCGACCCCAUGGACCUCAAGAUGGUGGAGUCUACUGGCUGGGUCCUGGAGCAGGAGCCGGCUGCAGCCUCGACAUUUGGGUCCCAGGUCUUGGCAGUGAUGAGACCCCCACUUGAGGAACCCCAACUGCAGGGAACGGAGGAGCCCCUGGUGCCAGCUAGCAUCCUCUGCCGCUUCCCCUUCUCUUCAACCCUGCAGCGCAUGAGCGUGGUGGUUACGUGGCCAGGGGCCACUCAACCCGAGGCCUACGUCAAGGGCUCCCCUGAGCUGGUGGCAGCCCUCUGCAACCCUGAUACAGUGCCCACCGACUUCGCCCAGAUGCUGCAGAGCUACACAGCUGCCGGCUACCGCGUCGUGGCCCUGGCCAGCAAGCCGCUGCCCACUGCACCCAGCCUGGAGGCAGCUCAGCAGCUGUCAAGGGACACCGUGGAGCGGGAGCUGAGCCUCCAGGGGCUGCUGGUCAUGAGGAACCUACUGAAGCCACAGACAGCACCAGUCAUCCAGGCUCUGCGGAGGACCCAUAUCCGCACCGUCAUGGUGACAGGGGACAACCUGCAGACAGCAGUCACCGUGGCCCAGGGUUGCGGCAUGGUGGGCCCCCAGGAGCAGCUGGUCAUCAUUCACGCCACCCAUCCUGAGCACGGUCAGCCUGCCUCCCUCGAGUUUCUGCCAGUGGAGUCCUGCAUAGCCGUGAAUGGGGCAGAGGUUCCCAACCAGGCUGCAAGCUACACCGUGGAGCCAGACCCCCGACCCAGCCACUUGGCCCUCAGCGGGUCCACCUUCGGUGUCCUCCUGAAGCACUUCCCCAAGCUGCUGCCCAAGGUCCUGGUCCAGGGCACCGUCUUUGCACGCAUGGCCCCUGAGCAGAAGACAGAGCUGGUGUGCGAGCUACAGAAGCUUCAGUACUGCGUGGGCAUGUGUGGGGACGGUGCCAAUGACUGCGGGGCCCUGAAGGCGGCUGAUGUGGGCAUCUCACUGUCCCAGGCCGAAGCCUCAGUGGUGUCACCCUUCACCUCAAGCAUGGCCAGUAUUGAGUGUGUGCCCAUGGUCAUCAGGGAAGGUCGUUGUUCCCUCGACACGUCGUUCAGCGUCUUCAAGUACAUGGCCCUGUACAGUCUGACCCAGUUCAUCUCGGUCCUGAUCCUCUACACAAUCAACACUAACCUGGGAGAUGUGCAGUUCCUGGCCAUUGACCUGGUCAUCACCACCACAGUCGCGGUGCUCAUGAGCCGCACAGGGCCGGCACUGGUGCUGGGGCAGACGCGGCCACCAGGGGCCCUGCUCAGCAUACCCGUGCUGAGCAGCCUGAUGCUGCAGGUGGCCCUGGUGGCUGGCGUGCAGCUGGGGGGCUACUUCCUGACCACAGCCCAGCCCUGGUUCGUGCCUCUGAACAGGACAGUGCCCGCACCCGACAACCUGCCCAACUUUGAGAACACAGUGGUCUUUUCUCUGUCCAGUUUCCAAUACCUCAUCCUGGCCGUGGCUGUGUCCAAGGGGGCGCCCUUCCGCCGGCCACUCUACACCAACGUGCCCUUCCUGGUGGCUCUGGCACUCUUGAGCUCCAUCCUGGUGGGCCUCAUCCUGGUCCCUGGCCUCCUGCAAGGGCCGCUGGCAUUGAGGAACAUCACUGACACCUGCUUCAAGCUACUGCUGCUGGGUCUGGCUGCCUUCAACUUUGUGGGGGCUUUCAUGCUGGAGAGCGUGCUGGACCAGUGCCUCCCAGCCUGUCUGCGGUGGCUUCGGCCCAAACGGGCCUCCAAGAAGCGCUUCAAGCAGCUGGAGCAGGAGCUGGCCGAGCAGCCCUGGCCGCCGCUGCCUGCCGGCCCCGGGAGGUAGUGCAGCCUCCAUCGGACACAUGGACACUGGAUAUGGAUCUCCCUGCCUCUUGAGCCGCCAGCUGGACCCCUCUCCAGAGACGUCACCGCC
Messenger RNA from Galeopterus variegatus (Sunda flying lemur), 3933 nucleotides. It is a transcript of the gene ATP13A2, whose product is annotated as ATPase type 13A2. The transcript is spliced from 29 exons. Gene Ontology annotation, biological process: intracellular calcium ion homeostasis; autophagosome-lysosome fusion; regulation of autophagosome size. The record is from RefSeq and is a predicted model, not a curated record. Bases 1 to 3843 code for a protein of 1280 amino acids. Lineage: Eukaryota; Metazoa; Chordata; Mammalia; Dermoptera; Cynocephalidae. Gene Ontology annotation, molecular function: ATP binding; ATPase-coupled monoatomic cation transmembrane transporter activity; ATP hydrolysis activity. Gene Ontology annotation, cellular component: membrane.